Piliocolobus tephrosceles (Ugandan red Colobus) is the source of this 4606-nucleotide messenger RNA. It is a transcript of the gene PPM1K, whose product is annotated as protein phosphatase, Mg2+/Mn2+ dependent 1K. Gene Ontology annotation, molecular function: protein serine/threonine phosphatase activity; cation binding. The record is from RefSeq and is a predicted model, not a curated record. Gene Ontology annotation, biological process: protein dephosphorylation. The transcript is spliced from 7 exons. NCBI's taxonomy places the organism in Eukaryota, Metazoa, Chordata, Mammalia, Primates, Cercopithecidae. The coding region runs from base 488 to 1606 and encodes 372 amino acids.
GGCUGGGGAGCCAACCUCGGGAGGGCGGGCGCCGCCGCGAGCCACCACUGGCCCAGGGCGAUGUCGUUCCGCCACGCAGCUAGACAACUGCGUGCGAAGUCAAAUAGCAGCCGCGGGGAGGCUCGUUCCCAUCGGCAUCUGUGAUUGGCUGCGAUCGAGGGCCCUGGCGGCGGGCCAAUCGUCUCGCCGAGCGCCGACUGGCUGGAUCUGCUGUCAGUCAGCGGGAACAGACUUCUUCCUCUCCAUCUGGUCAACUGCGGGAGAAAAAUUUUCGAGAAUUUCCAGCAGGCAGGGCAGUGGCCGCUUUGACUGCUUGCUUCGGGGCUCCGAGACAACGGAGAAGGAACUCUUAUUUACCGACCUAGAAGGCCCUUUCCUCGCCCUCCGUUAGCUAAUUAAAACAUUUUUCAGGACGUAGCCAUCCAGAGACAUUCCAUUAUUGUUCCAUUGACCUUUCCCUCAUCACUGAGUCCUUUGGAGCUGAGUUAUGUCAACAGCUGCCUUAAUUACUUUGGUCAGAAGUGGUGGGAACCAGGUGAGAAGGAGAGUGCUGCUAAGCUCCCGCCUGCUGCAGGAGGACAGGCGGGUGACACCCACGUGCCACAGCUCCACUUCAGAGCCUAGGUGUUCUCGGUUUGACCCAGACGGUAGUGGGAGUCCAGCUACCUGGGACAAUUUUGGGAUCUGGGAUAACCGCAUUGAUGAGCCAAUUCUGCUGCCACCCAGCAUUAAGUAUGGCAAGCCAAUUCCCAAAAUCAGCUUGGAAAAUGUGGGGUGCGCCUCACAGAUUGGCAAACGGAAAGAGAAUGAAGAUCGAUUUGACUUCGCUCAGCUGACAGAUGAGGUCCUGUACUUUGCAGUGUAUGAUGGACACGGUGGACCUGCAGCAGCUGAUUUCUGUCAUACCCACAUGGAGAAAUGUAUUAUGGAUUUGCUUCCUAAGGAGAAGAACUUGGAAACUGUGUUGAUCUUGGCUUUUCUAGAAAUAGAUAAAGCCUUUUCGAGUCAUGCCCGCCUGUCUGCUGAUGCAACUCUUCUGACCUCUGGGACUACUGCAACAGUAGCCCUAUUGCGAGAUGGUAUUGAACUGGUUGUAGCCAGUGUUGGGGACAGCCGGGCUAUUUUGUGUAGAAAAGGAAAACCCAUGAAGCUGACCAUUGACCAUACUCCAGAAAGAAAAGAUGAAAAAGAAAGGAUCAAGAAAUGUGGUGGUUUUGUAGCUUGGAAUAGUUUGGGGCAGCCUCACGUAAAUGGCAGGCUUGCGAUGACAAGAAGUAUUGGAGAUUUGGACCUUAAAACCAGUGGUGUCAUAGCAGAACCCGAAACUAAGAGGAUUAAGUUACAUCAUGCUGAUGACAGCUUCCUGGUCCUCACCACAGAUGGAAUUAACUUCAUGGUGAAUAGUCAAGAGAUUUGUGACUUUGUCAAUCAGUGCCAUGAUCCCAACGAAGCAGCCCAUGCGGUGACUGAACAGGCAAUACAGUACGGUACUGAGGAUAACAGUACUGCAGUAGUGGUGCCUUUUGGUGCCUGGGGAAAAUACAAGAACUCUGAAAUCAACUUCUCAUUCAGCAGAAGCUUUGCCUCCAGUGGACGAUGGGCCUGAUUACCAGCUGGGACUUUGAGUUUCUGUGCAACAGUUUUUCACUGAGCAUGUCAAGAAACUGAUGAACUCAAAAAUGUCUCCUGACUCACUAGAUCAGCGCACAAGUCAGUGUAAACUACUUAGUUUUUUCCUAAAUGCUCAUCAUAUUUAUGGUCAGCUGUACAUGUUCAGUGUAAAUAUAUGUGUAGUGAAGCUACUGUGAGUCUUUAAAUGGAAAGAGCAAAUGAGAAGUGGUUUGGAUACACUUGGUGAGAGAUGAGAGUGUCACAUUAAUAAUUUUUAAGCCUCUUAGGCAGCUAUGGGUUUCUUUUGAUCAUUUUUGUUCUUUAGUCAUUUGAGCACGUUUUUGAAGUUCUUCAAAACUAGUCAGUUUGAAUUUUGACAGCUAUUCAAUAUGUGAUCUCCAAGUUUAAAAAAAUUUUUUUUUCUAGACUUCGCUAAUCCUAAAAUGCAAGUUUUUAUUUUUAAUAACUGUACCAAGAAAUAAUUAUGAAAACAGUUCUCUGUUAUCAUAUUUUGUAUUCUGGACCACUUACUGAUGAAAGUAACUGUGCAAAAGAAAUUAAUUUGAGUGGGCGCAGUGGCUCAUGCCUGUAAUCCCAGCACUUUGGGAGGCCAAGGUGGGCAGAUCACCUGAGGUCAGGAAUUCAAGACCAGCCUGGCCAAAAUGGUGAAACCUUGUCUCUACUGGGAAAAAAAAAAAAAAAUUAGCUGGGCAUGGUGGCGGGCACCUGUAAUCCCAACUACUCAGGAGGCUGAGGAAGGAGAAUCGCUUCAACCCGGGAGACGGAGGUUGCAGUGAGCUCAGAUCACACCAUUACACUCCAGCCUGGGUGACAAGAGCGAAACUCCAUUUCAAAAAAAAAAAAACAAAGCAAAGAAAUUAAUUCACAUGAUAUGACAUUACUAAAUUGUAUACAUAUUUAUAAAUGUGUAUUUCAGCUGUCAUCAGCCCUCCCCUCCAUUCUUUCCUAUUUUUCUGUAGUUAAGAAUACUAUAAAAAUGUGACUUCCUUAAUAUCAGAAAAGAAUGCACAGGCUGAGUCUUCUGGUCAAAAGUGAAAUACUGACGUAAUCAAGUAUUUUGUAUAAAGUUCUGAUUUGUUAUCUCUAACUAUUUUGUAUACUAUAUAGAAAAGUCUGUAUAUUAUAUAUACAAAACUCUGUUUUGUAUAUAGUAUUAUAGUAUGUGUAUAUCACUUUUUGUAUAGAGUAAGCAAUUGAAUAAUUUGUUAGUAAAAUUACCACAUUGACUGAUACUGCUAUAGACAUAGCUUGAGUUUUAGGUCUCCUUUUUGCUCGUUUUCUAAGACUUAAGAGAAAGAAUAAAUCUAAAAUGAACAUUAAAACAUUCUCCAUUUCAGCUUGCUGUGUAACUUAGGAAGUAUAAAACUAUACUUCUCUUUAUCUGCAUGUAAGUUUGCUGUUAAAAUAUGAAUUUCUAAACGUGUGUUUGGAAUUAUAUCUGUAGUUUAUUUCUGCAAGCUAUGUAAAUUUGUUAUAUGUGUGGGCAUAUGUACAUAUGUAUAUUUUGGAGUAAUAUAAAACUAAAGGGAACAAUCUUGCAUAGCUCUUUCACCAGUUUUAAAUUAUUGAUAUAUUAUUUUUAAGGACUCUUGACAAACUAGGAGCAAUUUCCUUAUAGUGGAGACCCAGUGAUCAUCAGCAGAUGAGGAAAUAGAUUAAAAAUUGCGAUAUGGCAAUUUGUAUAUAAAGUAAUAGGAUGUGAGAAAAAUACUGAGUCUUAAGAAUGACAUGGAAUUUUGUGGCAGAAACAAAAGAAAAAGUUGAUAUAGUAUAUACCUUCAACUGUUUUUUGAGCUGACUUUUUUUUCUUUAAGCUUUAGGUAAAAGUGUAUGAGGAGGGAGAGGGCCCAAUAUAAAUAUUCACAUUUUCUUACCUUUUUGGGAAUGGAAGAAGAUAAAUCUUGAGUUUUUCUGCCUAUAUUAAUCAGGAAUUACCCUUUGAAAAAAGUGCUACAUAAAUAUUUCAAUUUUUUUUUUUCAAGGGAAGUUAGGUGAAAGAAGGAAAAACAUCACAGGAAAGAGUACAACAUGCUGUUUGUUGUCUGAGAGGUGAGGAACCAAAGGGAGGCAACUAAAGCGGGAAACCAUCUUGCUUUUUCUAAUCAGUUCUUGGAACAGAAAUGUGGAAGCUACCUUUAGGAACAUGGAGAAUUUCCAAACCAACAGGCAAAGGAAAACUAACGCACAAAAAUGACCUUCUAAAGAUGCAGGUUUUGGCCAGGCACGGUGGCUCAAGCCUGUAAUCCUAGCACUUUGGGAGGCCAAGGCAGAUGGGUCACCUGAGGUCAAGAGUUAGAGACCGGCCUGGCCAACAUGGUGAAACCUUAUCUCGACCAAAAAAUGCAAAAAUUAGCCAGGCGUGGUGGUGGGUGUCUAUAAUCCCAGCUACUGGGGAGGCUGAGGAAGGAGAAUUGCUUGAACCUGGGAGGUGGAGGUUGCAGUGAGUCAAGAUUGCGCCAUUGCACUCCAGCCUGGGCAACAGAGCAAAAACUCCAUCUCAAAUAAAUAAAUAAACAAAUAAAUAUGUAGGUUUCAUUUUUGUUUUGAAUGCUUUACAUUACUAUUCCUCUCUUAUACUUUAAAAACUAAGACUAGGAGUGAUGUCAGGUUCAAAGGUGUGAGGGUGAUUGAUGGAUUGAGGUAGAUAGCCAAGUUUGUCUGUUUUUGUUUUUUAUAGUUACAGAGUCUCACUCUGUCGUCCAGGCUGAAGUGCAGUGGUGCAGUCAUAGCUCACUGAGAUUGCCAGAUUCGACAAAGAGGAAUUUAUAGGAGGGGGAUAUAGGGUAGACUUGACUCUGCUUUAUCCAGGAAAGGUUUUAAAACCCUGAGCCUGCUAACUUUGACUAAGCAUAAAACAUACUGUACUGUUGUUUGUAUUUUUCGUGCCACAAUAUUAAAAUGGAAUUUUAAAUGUAGAUUGUUAUAAUCUAUAAAAGAUAAGUAUACAUGUAUUAGGAUACUGGAAAAUAUGCAA